This is a messenger RNA of Gossypium arboreum, 2146 nucleotides long. Its product is annotated as glucose-6-phosphate 1-dehydrogenase, chloroplastic. The coding region runs from base 154 to 1911 and encodes 585 amino acids. The record is from RefSeq and is a predicted model, not a curated record. The transcript is spliced from 10 exons. Gene Ontology annotation, biological process: glucose metabolic process; pentose-phosphate shunt, oxidative branch. NCBI's taxonomy places the organism in Eukaryota, Viridiplantae, Streptophyta, Magnoliopsida, Malvales, Malvaceae. Gene Ontology annotation, molecular function: NADP binding; glucose-6-phosphate dehydrogenase activity. Gene Ontology annotation, cellular component: chloroplast stroma.
GGCAAGGAUAUUUUUCUAACAUUCUUUUCCAAAGUACCCCAAACAUCUAUCUCCUUACUCGUAUCAUAAUCCAACAAUGCACGCAACAUGCUUGCUUUAACAUUUGUUUAGUUUUUUCUUUUUUCUUUAUUCCCUUAUUUAUUCAUCAUUUGCAUGGCUGCACAGAUUACUCCUCCUUCUUCAUCUUCUUCUUCACUUGCCUUCUCUUCUGAAUUCAAUGUUUGGAAGCCAAUGAGAUGUUGUUUCUUUAAAUGGGUUUCUCAAGUUUGUCCCAGAAUCCGUCCAAGCAACCAUUUCCGGAUCAAAUCCUCUAAUGGACAUCCAUUAAAUGCUAUUUCUAUGCAGGGUGGUAUGGACGGUAGCCCUUUGGCGAAAGGGAUCAACCCUGAAGAACAAGAAGAAUUUUUCAUCGACAUCUUGGACAAAGAGGAAGCACUGUCUACACUCAGCAUAACUGUUGUUGGAGCUUCAGGGGACCUUGCUAAGAAGAAAAUUUUCCCUGCACUUUUUGCUCUUUACUAUGAAGAUUGCCUUCCUAAGAACUUUAUAGUUUUCGGUUAUGCUCGUACUAAACUCACAGAUGAAGAGCUCAGGAACAUCAUUAGCACAACUUUAACUUGUCGAAUCGAUAAGAGGGAAAAUUGUAAACAUAAAAUGGAGCAGUUCUUGAAGAGAUGCUUUUACCAUUCAGGUGAAUAUAAUUCCGAGGAGAAUUUUGCUGAACUAGACAGCAAGCUGAAAAAGAAAGAGGCUGGAAAACUGUCAAACAGGUUAUUUUACUUGUCGAUACCUCCAAAUAUAUUCGUGGAUGUGGUGAGAUGUGCCAGCAUGAAGGCCUCUUCAGCAAACGGCUGGACAAGGGUCAUUGUUGAAAAGCCAUUUGGCCGUGAUUCAGAGUCCUCGGCUGAGCUAACAAGAUGUCUGAAAAAGUAUCUAACUGAGGAUCAGAUAUUCAGGAUUGACCAUUACUUGGGUAAGGAGCUUGUUGAGAACCUCUCAGUGCUUCGCUUCUCGAAUCUUAUUUUUGAACCUUUAUGGUCAAGGAAUUAUAUCCGCAAUGUGCAAUUCAUAUUUUCUGAAGACUUUGGUACUGAAGGACGAGGAGGUUAUUUUGAUAAUUACGGGAUCAUACGGGACAUAAUGCAAAAUCAUCUGCUGCAAAUACUGGCACUAUUUGCAAUGGAGACCCCUGUCAGCUUAGAUGCUGAGGACAUUAGGAAUGAAAAGGUAAAGGUUCUGAGAUCAAUGAAACCAUUGGAACUAGAAGAUGUCAUCAUUGGUCAGUAUAAGGGCCACAACAAGGGUGGUAGAGCAUAUCCAGGUUACAUCGAUGACUCAACUGUACCUAAGAACAGUAUAACGCCUACAUUUGCAGCAGCAGCUUUGUUUAUCAAUAAUGCUAGAUGGGAUGGUGUCCCUUUUCUCAUGAAGGCCGGAAAAGCUUUGCAUCGGAAGCGGGCAGAGAUCAGAGUUCAGUUCAGACACGUUCCAGGUAAUUUGUACAAGCGUAAUUUCGGAACUGAUUUGGACAAGGCUACAAAUGAGCUUGUGCUGCGUGUGCAACCUGAUGAAGCCAUUUAUCUGAAGAUCAAUAACAAAGUUCCUGGUCUUGGAAUGAGAUUAGACCGCAGUGACCUUAAUUUGCUUUAUCGAGCCAGGUAUCCAACAGAAAUCCCAGAUGCAUAUGAGAGGUUGCUCUUAGAUGCUAUAGCAGGGGAGCGAAGGUUGUUCAUUAGAAGCGAUGAGCUCGACGCUGCUUGGUCACUGUUUACGCCAUUGUUGAAAGAACUUGAAGCAAAAAAGAUUGCUCCAGAGCUAUACCCUUAUGGGAGCAGAGGACCCGUCGGAGCACAUUAUCUUGCAGCCAAGUACAAUGUCCGGUGGGGUGAUCUCGGGGGUGAAGACGACUAGUGCUCCAAAAGUAUCAAACAAUUGAAUCCUGUAUACUCAUUGUAAACCAUAGCAGAGCUGUUUCGUUCAAGUGUGUCGUGCAUUUCAAGUGAUACUUGUAUUCACAAAUCGAAAUCAUUAUUUCACAUGCUGAUGCAUUUGGCAUGUAUCAAAACUGAAGAUGUGAAAACUGUUAGUAGUCUGCAAUUAUACUUAAUCAAUUUAAUACACCAAGUUUUAGUUUAAUAUGCAUAAA